Molecule: messenger RNA, 1459 nt
Organism: Megalobrama amblycephala (Wuchang bream)
Lineage: Eukaryota; Metazoa; Chordata; Actinopteri; Cypriniformes; Xenocyprididae
Gene: qrfprb
Product: pyroglutamylated RFamide peptide receptor b
Exons: 6
Coding region: 140-1459 (439 amino acids)
Biological process (GO): G protein-coupled receptor signaling pathway
Cellular component (GO): membrane
Molecular function (GO): peptide binding; neuropeptide Y receptor activity
Source: RefSeq, a predicted model, not a curated record
ACAGACACUCUCGCGCGCGCGCACCUCACAAAACAUCCUGACAGGAUCAGGGAUUUUAUUACAGUUCACUAAACGUCACUGGAUGACUGGAUUUGUACUUUUCCCUUCUGUACGUGAUUAAUGUAAGCAAGAAAGCGAGAUGUCUUCGUCUACAGAGAUGACGGCCACUACGAAGAUCACUCCUGAGGUGCUCCAGGAACUCCUGCAGUACUACAACCUCUCCCGGCAGGAAUUCAUCGAUACCUACGACAUCCAGCCUCUGGUUUACAUCCCCGAACUCCCUGCCGGAGCCAAAACCACAUUUGUCGUCAUGUACGUGAUUAUUUUCGUGCUAGCGCUGGUUGGAAACAGUUUGGUGGUUUAUAUUGUGGUGCGUAAACGCGCGAUGCGCACGGCGACCAACAUCUUCAUCAGCUCGCUGGCGGUCAGUGAUCUGCUCAUCACCUUCUUCUGCAUCCCGUUCACACUGCUGCAGAACAUCUCAUCAGAGUGGCUGGGAGGGGUUCUAGUAUGUAAGACCGUUCCUUUUGUGCAGACCACUGCCAUCGUAACCGGCAUCCUCACCAUGACCUGUAUUGCUGUCGAGAGAUACCAGGGCAUUGUUUAUCCACUCAAAAUGAAAAGGCAGUACACGCCGAAGCGAGCCUACAAAAUGUUAGGGCUGGUGUGGAUCGCUGCGGUCAUGGUGGGAUCACCGAUGCUGUUUGUGCAACAGUUAGAGGUGAAGUACGACUUCCUGUACGACCACCACCAUGUGUGUUGUCAGGAGCGCUGGCAUUCGCUGGUGCACCGUCAGGUUUACACCACCUUCAUCAUGGUGGCGCUGUUCCUGCUGCCGCUGGCUGCCAUGCUCUUCCUCUACAGCCGCAUCGGGAUCGAGCUCUGGAUCCGGAAACGUGUAGGAGACUCUUCCGUCCUCAGCACCAUGAACCACAGAGAGAUCAACAAAAUCUCUAGGAAGAAGAAACGUGCCGUCAAAAUGAUGAUCACCAUUGUGCUGCUGUUCACCAUCUGCUGGGCACCAUUUCAUAUCGUGCACAUGCUGUUUGAGUACAAUGACCUGGAGAAGAACUACGACGAGGUCACGGUGAACAUGAUCAUCGCUGUGGUCCAGGCCAUCGGCUUCUCCAACUCCUUCAACAACCCCAUUGUCUACGCCUUCAUGAACGAGAACUUCAAGAAGAACUGCGUCGCCACUCUUUCUGCUUACCUGCGGCGUCCCGGCCACCAGGGCGGCGCCGUACAGAGGCCGAACCUCAGCGUGCACUUCUCCAAACACCUCAAAACGGAGGCGUUCAGCAGCAACACCACCAGCGGGAACAACGAGAACCUGCAAACGCAUCGGAACCGAGUGUUGUCCUCUUCACAUGGCGAUCUGGAGAUAUCGACGGCGUUCGCCGAGCAGAAAGUCACAACCGCUGCAUCCCAGCUACCUUCCAGCAGCUCCUGCGUGAAAUAA